AUGACCGGCACUGCCGCCCAGGUGCGGGCACUACCGCCCAUCUCCACCGUCACUGCCGCCCUACCACUACGCCUGAGGACGACGCCACAGAUGCCCUACCGGCGCCGGCACGGCCGCCCCACUACCAAGCACAUCAUAUCUGGACCGUUUAUCCCUUUAGUUCUUCUCAAUUCCUGGUCAACGCGCUCAACCAUCUGGCCCCGCGUGCGCAUCACCACCGAAUCCAUCCACCCACGCACGCGCCUGCCCCCGCAUCGCUCGGCCAAGCUCCUCCCGACCGUGGCCAACCAGACCCGCGGGUCAACGCCGCCGCCUGGGCUCACCGCCGCCAGGCCUCGCCUCCCCUGGCUCCGCCCACCUCGCCUCCGUUCCGACAGCGCGCAGCUACCGCGCCUCCCUGGUCCAACCAUCCGAGCCGCAGCUCCACAGAUGCCCCGCCCACCUCGCGCUGCACGUCCAGCUGCCGCAAUCCCUGCGCCGCCCGCCGCCAGUCGCCCGUCCCCGCACGCGCCAAGGCAGCGGCCACAUCCACUCGUUUCCCUGCACGCGCGCUGCUGCCAGCUCGAUUCCCAUCCUCCACGCUCACUCCCGCCGGCCCGCUCGCAGCAGCUCACUACGCGCAGCCGCGCCUCCACGCUCACCCAUAGCUCGAGCUCCGGCCGCCUCCCCGUCGGCCGACCCAGGCCAUCCCGCUCGUCCGACUCGCCUUGGACGCGUCGCCCCGCACUGCCACCACUGUCGCGCGUGCGCCCCAACCUCUCCUGCAGCACCUAG
Messenger RNA from Lolium perenne, 774 nucleotides. Lineage: Eukaryota; Viridiplantae; Streptophyta; Magnoliopsida; Poales; Poaceae. The record is from RefSeq and is a predicted model, not a curated record.